Molecule: messenger RNA, 471 nt
Organism: Metschnikowia bicuspidata var. bicuspidata NRRL YB-4993
Lineage: Eukaryota; Fungi; Ascomycota; Pichiomycetes; Serinales; Metschnikowiaceae
Exons: 1
Source: RefSeq, a predicted model, not a curated record
AUAUGGAAAAGCUUGAUGUUUUCCCCGAUCGAAAUUUCCGAAGUGCUGUACAAAGAGAGCAUAGACUGUGAUUUAAAGCUUUUGCUACGCUGUGAUAUAUUCUACCCUAUUCUCCCCGACUUGGCACACGCGGAUAAUGUGAGGUUUUUGCAGCAUCUUGCAAUAAAGUUUGAGUACUGGAGCCUGCACCGCACUGUUUACUUCGAGGACCUUUUCGAUACACUCCAGUACCUGCUCACGUCGUUGAUGAUGAACCUUGAGUUCAAAUUCCCGCUUGUAUUCUCCUACUACGGGAAGCAGUUGGUGAAAAUUAACUACAAAAAUCUCAAGCGGAACGCGACUUUGCUCGCUACACCGCUAGAUAAUGCGUACGCACCUGAUCACAACGCAAUAUUGGGUGCGGUGCUCCGCAAGCUCCAGGGGGUAAUUCUCUACGAGUUCAACACUUUGAACGUCAUGAAGGAGUGUGAG